Molecule: messenger RNA, 925 nt
Organism: Linum trigynum
Lineage: Eukaryota; Viridiplantae; Streptophyta; Magnoliopsida; Malpighiales; Linaceae
Source: the annotation of a GenBank genome assembly
CCAUGUUCGGAUGAACCUCAACCGUCCCUUCUCCUUCUUCCUUACGCCACCGCCGCCAGCAGCCACCUCCACCACCACCACUGCCGGCAACUCUCCCUCUUAGAUCGGAUCCCUUCACAUCAACCCAUGAGAAAUUGAAAGCUCCAACUUCACAAAUCUCUCUUUCCCUCUCUCAAAUGCAUUAAAUUAAUCAAAAGUGAAAAGUUCCCUCGCACCUCUUCGCCAUUAAUUAAACAUUUCAUUGUCAUCCCCGUCAUAAAUUUUCAACUGGGUUCCAAGAAGAAGGAGGAAAGGUUCCAGCUUUGAGCUGAAUUUCGGUUUGGUUUUUUUCCCCCUCUGGGUUUGUUGGAGAAAGAGAAAUGGGGAAUGUGACGUCGAACGUGGCGGCGAAAUUUGCCUUCUUCCCGCCGGACCCGCCGACGUAUGACGUGCUGGAGGAGGAAGAAGGGAGGCUGGUGGUGCCAGGUGUCACGGGGGACAAGAACAUGGAUGUCCAUACGUUGGAUACCAAAGCUGGGAACAAGGUUGUGGCCAUGUUCUGGAAGCACCCUUUUGCCAGAUUCACCCUUCUCUAUUCCCAUGGCAACGCCGCCGACCUCGGCCAAAUGCAUGAGCUCUUCAUUGAGCUCGGGGCUCAUCUCCGAGUCAACAUCAUGUGGUUAGAAACUCUGGCUUUUGUUUUAAUGUUCUGUUUUCUGAUGAAGUUCAAGGGCAUUGUUGAUUUGAAUCAACAUGAAGAAGAAGUCCAGAAACCCAAAGGAAUGCAGAAGCUGAAGGUUGCAGAACUUGCAGAAGAAGAAGAACGAUGGAGUUGAGGCUCUUGGUGAAGAAACGUUUCAUGUUGGAAACGGCUUAGCUAAAACGCAGCGUUCAGUUUCUUUAUUAGUGUUAGUUACUUACAGAACAAUAGAAUAGUGACACCUGG